Messenger RNA from Brienomyrus brachyistius, 6486 nucleotides. RefSeq names its product adenylate cyclase 6a (gene adcy6a). The transcript is spliced from 24 exons. Gene Ontology annotation, biological process: intracellular signal transduction; cAMP biosynthetic process; adenylate cyclase-activating G protein-coupled receptor signaling pathway. Bases 476 to 4027 code for a protein of 1183 amino acids. Lineage: Eukaryota; Metazoa; Chordata; Actinopteri; Osteoglossiformes; Mormyridae. Gene Ontology annotation, cellular component: plasma membrane. Gene Ontology annotation, molecular function: adenylate cyclase activity. The record is from RefSeq and is a predicted model, not a curated record.
GAAGUGGCUGCAGCCGGCGGGCCGAAAGCAGACUACACGCUCGCUCGGGGUUUUUCUAACUAAUGCAUUCAGACGGUGUGUCUGCGCUGUCAGAUUCAAACUUCAUGCUUUUAUGUUCAAAACGGUAAAGUGAACGGCGUCUUCGGCAGCCUACAAAUGGAUAGGGGCUACAGGACGAAAUGAAAUCGGCUUGCCAUGUUGCCGCCCCUUUGUAAGCAGGCACUCCGGGUGAACGCCGACGUCACAUAAUGGAUUGACUGACACUGGCAGCUUCACAUCUACCCCGUACAUAUACUCAUCACAAAAUGAUGGGAUCGCGAGUCGCGGAGGUAACCGCAGUCAGAGGGACGCCCUGGGACCCAGCCUCGAGGAUCUCGCAGACACACGUCGUCGCUCUCCCGUAGCUCGCUGGGGAAUAAAUGAGUUGUGGUGCUGAGGACAGCAGGGCUGGGACUCGCACCAGAGCCUGUGCAGGAUGUCCUGGUUCAGUGGCAUCCUGGUAGCCAGAGUGGACGACCGCAAAACGGCUUGGGGGGAACGCAAUGGGAAAAAAUCUAAGCGGAAAGGCGGCUCGUCGCUGUGCAACCCGCGCUACAUGAGCUGCCUGCGGGACCCCGAGGCAAUGGAGCCGCCCCCCCAGGCACCCCAGCACCAUCACCCUCGUGGAGGAGGAGGCGCUGGCGGAGGGGAGAAGUUUGGCGUCCGCUGCGGCUGGCAGGAGGACCACUACAGGAAGAAGGGCGGUGCCGUGGAGGUGGGGCUGAAAUCAGUGGACCUGGGCUUCGAGGACGGCGACGCCAAGGUCCGGAAGGGUGGCUGGGACGGAGCGGAUGAGGGGCCGGCCAGCGAGGGCGUAGCGACGGCCGCCGACUGCUGGCAGCGGGUCGUGCACGUGUUCCAGUCCAAGAAGUUCCAGUCAGGCAAGCUGGAGCGGCUCUACCAACGGUAUUUCUUCCGACUGAACCAGAGCUCACUGACCAUGCUGAUGGGCGUACUGGUGCUGGUGUGCGGCGUCAUGCUGGCCUUCCACUGCGCCCACGCCGCCCCGGACGUGGCCUACGUCUUCGUGCUCUCCGUGGCCAUGGCCCUUUUCCUGGCCCUCAUGGUGGUGUGCAACCGCAACGGAUUCCACCAGGACUACAUGUGGAUCGUCAGCUACCUGGUCAUCGGCGUGCUCUUCGCCGUGCAGGUCUUCGGCGUGCUGCGUGUGGCACCGCGCACCGCCUCCGAGGGUAUCUGGUGGUCCGUCUUCUUCAUCUACAUCAUCUACACGCUGCUGCCCGUCCGCAUGCGUGCCGCCGUUCUCAGCGGCGCCGUGCUCUCUGCCAUCCACGUCGUCACCGCCUGGAGGCUCAACGCCGACGAGACCUUCCUCUGGAAGCAGCUGAGUGCCAACGUCUUGAUCCUUCUGUGCACCAACAUCAUCGGGAUCUGCACGCACUACCCGGCCGAGGUGUCGCAGCGCCAGGCUUUCCAGGAGACCAGGGGCUACAUCCAGGCCCGGCUACACCUGCAGAGGGAGAACCAGCAGCAGGAGCGCCUGCUGCUGUCCGUGUUGCCAAGGCACGUUGCCAUGGAGAUGAAGGCUGACAUCAACGCCAAGAAAGAAGACAUGAUGUUCCACAAGAUCUACAUCCAAAAACACGACAACGUCAGCAUCCUGUUCGCCGACAUCGAGGGCUUCACCAGCCUGGCGUCGCAGUGCACCGCCCAGGAACUCGUUAUGACCCUCAACGAGCUGUUUGCCCGCUUCGACAAGCUGGCUUCGGAGAACCACUGUUUGCGUAUCAAGAUACUGGGCGACUGCUACUACUGCGUGUCCGGUCUUCCGGAGCCCCGGGCCGACCACGCCCACUGCUGCGUGGAGAUGGGCGUCGACAUGAUCGAGGCCAUAUCGCUGGUCCGCGAGGUGACGGGCGUCAACGUCAACAUGCGCGUAGGCAUCCACAGCGGCCGCGUGCACUGCGGCGUCCUCGGCCUGCGCAAGUGGCAGUUCGACGUCUGGUCCAACGACGUCACCCUGGCCAAUCACAUGGAGGCUGGCGGCAAAGCGGGACGCAUCCACAUCACAAAGGCCACAUUGCAGUAUCUGAAUGGGGACUACGAGGUGGAACCGGGCUUCGGGGGAGAAAGAAACGCCUACCUGAAGGAGCACAGCAUCGAGACCUUCCUGGUGCUGGGCUGCAGCCAGAAAAGGAAGGAGGAAAAGGCCAUGAUGGCCAAGAUGCAACGGAACCGCGCCAACUCCAACGAAGGCCUGGUGCCCCGCUGGGUUCCUGACAGAUCCUUCUCCAGGACCAAAGACUCCAAGGUCUUCAGGCAGAUGGGCAUUGAUGAGACGUCAAGCAAAGACAACCGCGGCGUCCAGGAGGCCAUGAACCCCGAGGACGAGGUCGACGAGUUCCUGGGGCGAGCCAUCGACGCCCGCAGCAUCGACCAGCUCCGCAAGGACCACGUGCGCAAGUUUCUUCUCACCUUUCAGACGUCUAGCCUGGAGAAGAAGUACUCUAAGAAGGUGGACGAUCGCUUCGGGGGCUACGUGGCCUGUACUCUGCUAGUGUUCUGCUUCAUCUCCUUUAUCCAGAUUGUCAUCUUCCCACACACCCCGCUCAUGCUGGGCAUUUAUAUCAGCAUCUUCAUCAUCCUGGCCAACAUCCUCUUCGUCUGUGCCAUCUACUCCUGCAUUAAGCUGUUUCCAGCUGCUAUGCAGACCGUGUCGAAGAAGAUAGUUCAGUCUCGCACCAACAGCACCCUGGUGGGGGUCUUCACCAUUAUCCUCGUUUUUAUCGCUGCCUUCGUCAACAUGUUUACCUGCAACACGGAGAGUCUGGUGGACUGUCUGGCCCGCGAACACAACACCUCCAGGGACCAGAUGACCCUGUGUCUGAUCCAAAACCUGUCCGCCUUAACAAGAGAGGGGCUGGCUCUGUGCCCUGGCCAGACGCACGCCUGCCCGUUCCCCGAGUACUUCAGCUACAGCGUGCUGCUCACCCUGCUGGCCUGCUCAGUCUUCCUCCAGAUCAGCAGCAUCGGCAAGCUGGCCCUCAUGUUGAUCAUACAGCUCAGCUUCCUGCUGCUGGUCGAGUGGCCCCAGGCGGCUCUCUUCGACAACGCUGACCUGCUGGUCACAGCCAACUCCCUGCCCAGUUUUAACGAGACUACUGACCAAUGCCCAUAUAGUGUGACCAAAGUGUCCCUUAAGGUUAUGACCCCAGUCAUCUUGACCGUCUUUGUGCUGGCGCUGUACCUACACGCCCAGCAGGUGGAGUCCACAGCCAGACUCGACUUCUUAUGGAAACUGCAGGCCACCGAAGAAAAGGAGGAGAUGGAGGAGCUGCAGGCCUACAACCGGCGACUCCUCCACAACAUCCUGCCCAAGGACGUAGCCGCCCACUUCCUGGCCCGCGAGCGCCGCAACGACGAGCUCUACUACCAGUCGUGCGAGUGCGUGGCCGUCAUGUUCGCCUCCAUCAGCAACUUCUCCGAGUUCUACGUGGAGCUGGAGGCCAACAACGAGGGCGUGGAGUGUCUGCGGCUCCUCAACGAGAUCAUCGCCGACUUCGACGAGAUCAUCAGCGAGGAUAAAUAUCGACAGCUAGAGAAGAUCAAAACCAUCGGCAGCACCUACAUGGCGGCCUCUGGUUUGAACGACUCCACCUACGACAAGGAGGGCCGCUCGCACAUCAUCGCCCUGGCCGAUUAUGCCAUGAGGCUGAGGGAGCAGAUGAAGUACAUCAACGAGCAUUCCUUCAAUAAUUUCCAGAUGAAGAUCGGUCUGAACAUCGGGCCUGUGGUGGCUGGAGUCAUAGGUGCUCGGAAGCCACAGUACGACAUCUGGGGGAACACCGUCAAUGUGGCCAGUCGCAUGGAUAGCACAGGGGUUCCCGACCGCAUCCAGGUGACCACAGACCUAUACCAGGUGCUGGCCAAUAAAGGCUACCAGCUGGAGUGUCGCGGUGUCGUCAAGGUCAAAGGGAAGGGCGAGAUGACCACCUACUUCCUGAAUGACGGGCCCCCGAGCAGUUAGCAGCGAGUGCCGGAGUUCCCGCCCCGGACAGAAUAACACAGCCAGAGGGAGACCCCCCACCCACCCCCAACCCCCCACAAGUCAAGCAGCAGCGAGCGCAGAAGACAGGCAGCCGUGUGAUCACUUGAACAAAAUAAUAAUAAUAACGAAUAAAGACUUGGGAGACUCACCGAGCGCCGAGGAGCAAGUCGCGGGUGUGACACUCGUUACGGUCUGCACACGUCGAAGGAAGAUUGUUCUUGUUUAAAAGCCUCCGUCCAUCCCAAGCGACUUGAAAGAUAUAAAGUCUAUUUAAUGAAGGGCCUUUGGCCUUGGAAGGAAAUUACUGUACAGACGGUUACUUUUUUUGUCCAUUUUUUUAGUUAUGUUUGUUUCAGAAGUAUUUAAAUGCGAGUACUUCUCUUCCAUUUCUGGAUAACUUAUUUAUUUUAGUCAGGAUGUCCUUCAUGAAUAAGCUUUCUUGUGUACCAUACCACACACUGAUCUUUUUUUAAUAUUGACCAAAGAGCAAAUUAUUUAAUGGAAACAAAUAUAACACAUAUUUAAAUUCCUUUGAAAUAAUCUCUGUAGUUAUGAUUCCUAUAAAUACGAUCUUUUUUUUUUUUUGGGCUGGAUUUUUUUUUCUUGUUGAAUUUUUUGCAAUUUUGCAACAAAAAAUUGCCUCCUAUCCCACGCUGUCAAUGAAGACUCAGCUAAUCCUACUUCUUCUUUUGUUUUGUUUUUUUGUUUUUAUCGACUCCCUGUAGCGAACAGGGAACCCACCAAUCAGCGCAUUUGAAUCUCCUCCCCCUCCGGGUUUAAAAAAAAUAUGAGGAAUAGUCUGAAGCCUUGUGUCACAGGCCGUCUCCCCCAGGGGUGACGCUGUCUGUGCCACACGCCGGCCCCCGCCAGCCACCACCCAAGUCCCUUUCUUUGGCCAUGGCGAUAUAUACAAACGGAAGGCUCCGCCCUUAUUCGUUCGCCACUAACUCUCCGUUACGUUUCUUCUCUUUCAAAGAAGUAUUUUUGGUACAAAGCAGAGCGACCUGUGCAGAAUUAAACAAAGUUAUGGAAAGCUAUGGCUCUGGAUACCGUGGUACCAGACAGUCACGUUUUAUGUUUUCAGAAAAGACUUUUUUACGAAAGAAAUAUAAAUUAUGACUGAAUACUGUGCUUUAUAAUCUUCAAGGGGCAUAACUCUUUUCACUGUGAGGUUUUAUGAUUAAAACGAAUUGCUUUCUUGCCAAAUUUACUGCUCUAAAGCAUGUCUGAUCGUGGUAUAUUUUUGUUUGUUCCUUGUUUUAACGUUGGAUAUUUUUAUCACCGCUGUAUUUACCUUUUAAUUGUUCUUAUUACUGUUGUUAUAAUUCCAUUCCAACUGAAGUGACCCGAGAUCCGAACGCUUUUUUUUUUUUUCUCUCACGGCAAGUCGUGUGUAAGCACAAGCUUGUUAGUACUAACUGGUCAACUGGCGUCAGUAAUAAAAUAAACCAGUCAGGCGCUGGGUCUGUGAUACUUUAGGCGCUGGCUUUCAUUAUGCAUAGCUGAGUUCAUGUCGAAAUUUCGUAACAGACGAAAAAUGCCCAGUAGCCUCUGUUUGCUCUGCCCUACCCUGAAAUGUUCUUGGCGAUACAUCUGGCCGUACUUUGUUCGUAAUGCAGUGCUAAUAUAGUGCUUAAAGAUAAAUGGUAACGGAAGAUUGAAGGAAAAAAAGAAUCAUAGUCGCACCUGUAGUAUGUGUAAACCUUUCCAGAAAAUUACGUUGCCUUAAACGAGCACUGCAUUUCGGAACCCCUACGGAGGACUCCCAUUGGGUUCCUGUGUGACUUGUCGUAAGUACGUAAAGGUGUGUGUUGUGGCUGAGGCAUAGGGGUGCCGGCGUGCCGCGGCACCUUGCAAGCAGUCGUCGUGGUGUCCACUCACAGUCCCCCAUCGGUUUGGGAUGCUACGUCUCCACAGUGCUCCUGCCUGUUCUCCAGUGGCUGUGUCACACUUUGCCCGUAAAAACAGCUCUGAUUGUUGUGCAAGCAGUUGAUCAGAUGUCCAACCUUGUACCCCAUGCAUUUUUUAUUAGUAGUUUUGGUUCCCUCCCUUUUUUGGGGGGGGGGUAUGAUUUUUGCCCCCGCACAUGAAGGAGAAGCCAGGAGGACCUCGCUCGCCGGUGUGGCUAUAAAGGCGGAGCUUCGGGGGAGAUGAGGGUGGCUGCGUCUAUGGGAAGGUCGGGGAUUCACACAGGGCCGUGAACCACACGAGCCGGGCCCCUCGUACCACACGAGCCGGGCCCCUCGUACCACACGACUCGGGGCCCCGCAUAAUUGACUGUGGUGUCAAACGCUUUUAUGGAUUCUGCUGUCCUGUCUCAGAAUCUAAGGACGAUGAGAAGAGGCUGGCUUUCCAAUUUUUAAAAAAAGACAAAGUGAAGAAACAAUUCAUUUUAAAACAGAAAGGUAAAGAAUAAUAAAUGGCUGGUUUAAUUAUUA